Messenger RNA from Pelobates fuscus (common spadefoot toad), 4752 nucleotides. RefSeq names its product RAD54 homolog B (gene RAD54B). Bases 111 to 2867 code for a protein of 918 amino acids. The transcript has 15 exons. The record is from RefSeq and is a predicted model, not a curated record. Gene Ontology annotation, cellular component: nucleus. Gene Ontology annotation, molecular function: DNA translocase activity; ATP-dependent chromatin remodeler activity; ATP binding. Gene Ontology annotation, biological process: reciprocal meiotic recombination; double-strand break repair via homologous recombination. NCBI's taxonomy places the organism in Eukaryota, Metazoa, Chordata, Amphibia, Anura, Pelobatidae.
CUGGCGGGAUGUGCAGCGUGCUGGGUAGAGGGAGUUUUGAGCGCUGACCCAGUGUUGCUCCUGGGUUUGUUUACAUCUUGGUAAAAGGGGGGGAGGUAAAAAUUCACAAAAUGAGGAGAUCAGCAGCUCCAAGUCAGAUCUCUGGUAAUCCUGCAAAAAAGCCUUGUUUUAUUCCUCCUGCAAUAGUAAAUUCCUGUACAGACAAAGAAACUGGAAACACCGCUUUAAUGAAGAACAGUGAUGUACCUUCUAGAACACUUACAAAAAUGUGUGGACUGAACACAAUGUGUUCCACUAAAGAGGCAGUAACUCCACCUGCAAAUCGCUCUGGGAAUCCUGGUGUGACACUACUACCCAAAUUUCGACCAUUAGGAUCACCAGCAGUGACUCCACCUGCAAAUCUCUCUGGCAAACCUGGUGUGACGGCUCUACCCAAAUUUCGACCAUUAGCAGCAUCUUUGCAUGCAGCAAAUGGAAAUUCAGAACCUAUAGUGGCUGAAGAAGAACCUAGCUCCUUCACAAAGUAUUUCAGUGUGGUUUGGUGCAAAGCAUCGAAGAAAAAACACAAGAAGUGGGAAGGAGAUGCUGUUCUUAUUGCCAAAGGCAGAACAGUAACACUAAAAGACAUGGAAGGAAAAGAUAUUGGAAGAGGUACUGGCUAUAAACUUAAAGAUCUAGAAAACCUUGAGGAAGGCCAGACUUUGAUGAUCGGUGGCAAAGAAAUUGAAGUCAUGGGUAUAAUUUCAUUAGAAGAUUACAAUAGUGGCAGGUGUUUCCAUUCUGUUGUGACAUCUUCUACUCCAGCAGCUUCAGAAUGUAUGCCAGUAAAACCUUUCAUAAACCCAUUGAAGAAUGCCAGCACUGCUCGUGGCAAAGAACAAGUAUUCCGAGAAAUUCAGAAUUGUAAACCUCGACAUGACCCAAAUGCACCAAACUCUCUAGUGAUGUCAAAACCUACCCAGUAUCACCAGCGAAUGUUCAACAAGGCCAGCUUACCUGUUGUAGAUGUGGUGGUGGACCCAUACUUAUCUGUUCAUCUUAGACCUCAUCAGAAAGAAGGCAUUCUCUUCCUUUAUGAAUGUGUAAUGGGAAUGCGGGCUAAUGAGCGUUUUGGAGCAAUCCUUGCUGAUGAGAUGGGUUUAGGUAAAACAUUACAGUGCAUAUCUCUGGUCUGGACUCUUCUGCGUCAGGGCCCUUAUGGAGGAAAACCCAUCCUAAAGAAAACGCUCAUUGUAACUCCAGGCAGUUUGGUAAAGAACUGGAGAAAAGAAUUUCAGAAGUGGUUGGGCACAGAGCGAAUACGAGUGUUUGCAGUUGACCAGGAUCACAAAGUUGAUGAAUUUGUCAACUCUCCUCUUUAUUCGGUGUUGAUAAUCAGCUAUGAGAUGUUGCUUCGAUCUUUGGACCAAAUACAGAACCUUGACUUUGAUCUGAUAAUCUGUGACGAGGGCCAUCGUUUAAAGAACAGUUCCAUUAAAACCACAUCUGCACUUACAAGUUUGUCUUGUAGCAAGCGCAUUAUUCUUUCAGGUACGCCGAUUCAGAAUGACCUUCAGGAGUUCUACGCUUUGAUAGACUUUGUAAACCCAGGUAUACUUGGCUCUCUGGGCACAUAUAAAAAAAUAUAUGAAGAACCUAUUAUUAGAUCGAGAGAACCUUCAGCAACAAAAGAUGAGAAAGAUUUAGGUGAAGAGAGAGCUGCAGAACUAGUUCGUUUGACUGGCCUCUUCAUCCUUAGGAGGACCCAGGAGGUUAUUAAUGAUUAUCUGCCUCCAAAAACUGAAAGCAUAGUCUUCUGCAGACCAUCUACAUUCCAGCUGGAUCUUUACCGAAAGCUUCUGAACUCGCACCUUGUGAAAUCGUGCUUCCAAGCCUCUGGUGAAAAUAGUCCUCAUUUAGUGUGCAUAGAUGCACUUAAAAAACUUUGCAACCAUCCAUGUUUGUUGUUCAAAAGCCUGAAGUUGAAAGCAAAAGAUCCUGGCCACAAUGAGCAUGACUUCUAUGAAAAACUGGUUGAGAUUUUCCCUUGUAAUUACAAUGCUGAUACUCUGUUAGAGUCAGAGUCUGGAAAACUUCAAGUUUUAACAAAUCUGUUAUCAGCAAUACGAGAACACAGUCCGUCUGACAGAGUUGUCCUGGUCUCCAAUUAUACACAGACAUUAAACGUAUUGCAAGAAGUGUGUAAACAUCACAAAUACAAGUUCACAAGAUUAGAUGGACAAACUCCAGUUUCACAAAGGCAACAGAUUGUGGAUGGUUUUAACAGCAACUACUCUUCCAGCUUUAUCUUUUUACUGAGUUCCAAGGCUGGUGGCGUUGGUCUGAAUCUUAUCGGAGCAUCCCAUCUGAUUCUUUAUGACAUUGACUGGAACCCUGCUAAUGAUAUACAGGCCAUGGCUCGAGUAUGGAGGGAUGGUCAGCGUCGAACUGUACACAUCUACAGACUUCUUACCACAGGUACUAUAGAAGAAAAAAUGUAUCAAAGACAGAUAAGUAAGCAAGGUCUGUCGGGAGCUGUCGUGGACAUAGUCAAGAAUUCUAAUCACAUCCGAUUUUCUUUGGAUGAACUAAGAAACCUCUUCACACUGCAUGAAGACUCAGACUGCGUAACCCAUGAUCUGCUGGAAUGUAAUUGUACAAAAUUAGCAAACCUCUCAGCAGAACAGAGUGAAAAAACGUCCGCACAGAAGAGGGGCUGUCAGCUUGGCUCCCACCACAGUCAGCCCGAUAAGAAUUUCUCCAUGUCCGAACUGAUGCAGUGGAAACAUUUCUCAAUGCAGAAUAGCUUUGAAGAUCCCUUUCUGCAGCUGGGAAAAGAAUCCAUUUCCUAUGUUUUCCAGAACACCACAAACAGCCAAACAUCAUAAAGAGCAUGAACUUCUGUCAGCUUUCUGGUUUGGCUUUUGAGCUGAGCAUACAGCCUCACUCUUUAACAUUAACACAACAGGGUUGGAAUGUUCCCAGUAAAUACUUCAGUGACAUGGGAAUAUAGCCACUCAUCACGUAGCUUAGGGCUGUAUAUUCCAUUGAACACAUUAACAUUUUUUUUUUUUUAUGCCAAACAUGAACUCAUUAAACCGAGGGGUUUAUUCACUUAACAGCGUGUUGUCGUGAGUCAACAUUGGUUUUGCAAACAUUAGGCAGAACUAACAAAACUGGAUGUAAUUGAUCUCAAACCAAACUAUUUUAGACUAAAUUGUGUUACUCCGUGCAGCUCACUGUUUAAUUCCAUUAAUUACACCCCCAGAUUUGUAAAGCUUCCGGCAAUAUAUAAUUUAUAGACUGGGAGUUAUGCAUUGCUACUAUCACUAGGUUUUCCAUACACGAUCUAUAUAUCUUCCAUUAAUGUAUGACAUCAGACUAGAGUAGACUGGCUGUUACUUAUUAGACAAAGGGAGCCCCCAAAAGAUAGAUCCCCAGAUGUUGUAGAACUACCACUCCCAUAAAGCUUUGCAUGCCCUUAGAAGGACAAAGCAUAAUGGAGGCUGUAGUUCUACAACAUCUGGGGAUUUACCUUUUGGGAACACCUAGACUAUUUUGCAAUAAACAGACAACAAGCCAAUGUCUUACAGUUUUGUAAAAUGUAAUUUAUUUCAAAUUUAAAGCCAUAGUUCUAUAUUUUGACUGCUUUUUUCCUGGGUUUAAUUUGACAGUCAAACUACGGAGCAAAGGAAUCAGGAACGGUCUUGCUCAUGCUAUUGCCACCUUCCCAAACCCAUGGGGAUGGGGAUAAUGAUCUGAGGCUGACGAGCCUCCUCCCCCCAUUUAAUUUCUAAUAGUUUACAAUCCUAUGUAAACUAACACUGAUGUAGUAUAAAUAAUAAAAGCAUACUUUUACCAUAUGAUUUCUCCCAGGUAUUUCAAUUCUAUAUAUGCUCUGUAAGUGGAAAAUAGUUGGAAUGACAAAAUAUUACACCAAUAAAUCAAUAAUAGGAAAUUAAAAAUAAAAUGUAAAUACUGUUUUUCAUCUGCAACCAAAAUGUCGAUUACGUUGUGGGACUUUCCAAAUCCCAAAUACUGGAUGGAAUCCAAAUUCCAACCCACUGCUAAUCAUUACUGCAAAUAUGGCUUAAUUGGCCAUCACGUCUACUGCAUAUCCCCUCUCCGAUCCUCCUUAACCAAUUUUAACAAUCGUUAUCUCAAUUUUCAUCAUUUGUUGUACUGCUCUGCCACUGACUAGAAGUCAUGGCCUGAACCUACAGAGCACUAACUUAAACAAUGUAAUAUCAAGAGUGCAAAAAAUCUAUAUCUCUAAUUUAGAACUACAGCUUACCCCUGGCAAAACAUCAUGUGAGCUGUAGUUCUAAACAUAUAGUGAUCUACAAUUCUAACACUCCUGUCCUAUAUCUUCACUCUCUGGUUACUCUCUCUGCAGUCCUUCGCGUAAGCCUUAAAAAGUUGGUAGUUCUUCUACUUGCAAAACAAGCACACAAACAGUUGGUGGUAAUUAGUUCAAUGUUUCGGUGCAAAUCAAAGACCUAUUUAAUGGGAAAACACCACCUAAUGGGAAGGGGCUAUCCUGCGGUCAGUUAUUUUACUUUGUCUUACUGAUGACACUCUUUGACUCUAGUCAGAAAAGUUUACCAUUUGAUUCCUGCUUACUCUUCUAUAUAAAUUACCUCACGUGACUCCCACCUUAUCCAUCCCAUCAAUUUAAUGGCUACCAUACAGCCCUCUCACUUUCUGUCUAUCACACGUAACAUAACGUACCUCUUAAAACUCCCAAGAGCACAGCCAUCCAGGAUGUAUCAA